Molecule: messenger RNA, 1689 nt
Organism: Dracunculus medinensis (Guinea worm)
Lineage: Eukaryota; Metazoa; Nematoda; Chromadorea; Rhabditida; Dracunculidae
Source: the annotation of a GenBank genome assembly
AUGAAUUCCUUCGAAAUUUUCAUUUUUUUCGUUAUAUUAUUGGCGAAAUCAAAUGAAGCAUUUAAAUCGAAUUUCACUUAUCAUCCGAUGGGUUAUAAUCCUCUUUUAUACACACCUGGCCAAGAUCCAAUAAUUCACCUCGAUCAAUAUACGUUCAAUGAUACGAUUUUCCAGCAAAAUCAUGCAUUCGUUGUUGAAUUUUAUGCUGACUGGUGCGGUCAUUGUCGUGCAUUUGCACCAUUUUUCCGUAGUUUUGCAUAUAAUAUUCAACAGUGGAAAGAUGUGGUGUAUGUGGCCGCAAUAAAUUGCGCCGAUGAAUUCAAUCAAAUGGUUUGUAAAGAAAAUGAAGUCCAUGGAUAUCCUAUGAUAAAGUAUUUUCUGCGAAAUGCACGUAGCGCUAAUGACGCAGUUGUAUUACGAGCAUCACAUUCACUCGCUGAAUUACGAGGUCAAGUCGCCCAUACAAUUCUGAAUGAAUAUAGCAAUUAUCAAUAUCCGGAUUGGCCAAAUUUCGUACCAUUAGUUCAUCUAACUGAGGAAAUGUGGAAAUAUGUGAAACCAUCAAUUAUAUAUCUUGCAAUAAUUUUUGAAAAAUUCGAUGCAGUUGGUGCACAAUUCCUCUUGGAUUUAAAUUUCUUGCGAGAUAAAGUUACAGCAAGACGUGCAUCAUCAAAUUCUGUUCCACCAAAUCUACAAAUAGGCAAUUUUCCAUCGGUUGUACUUUUUCAACGAAAUCAAUCUCGACCCAUUUUUAUAAGUAUGUACGGUGAGCGGGGCUUGGAGGAAGGAGGGAAUGCUAACCAUAUUCAAUUAUUAUUGAUUGACGCGUCUCGGAACCAUUAUAUUCCCUUAAAAUUAUGCCGUGCAUUAUAUUACGUAUCAGAAACGGAUAUGUUAAAAGCAAUGCGAAUGGCGAUUUAUGAUGAAGUUAUUAAAAUUGGUGAUAAAAUUCAAGGCGAUGAUUUUAUAGCACUUUAUAAUUUUAUUGAUCUUCUUGCUACCCACUUUCCAGUGACUACAUUUGCCACUAAACUAGGACACAAUUAUAAAUCGGUUUUAAAAAAAAGUAGCGAAGCUCAACAAAUUUUCAAGCAUUUGCGUGAUGAAUUGUCGAUUCGUAGUAAAGAACAAAAAAUUGCUGUAAAUGAUUGGAUACAUUAUUUCUUGAGUUUUGAGAGUUUAUAUGGGAAUCCAUUUCCAGUGAAUGCUUCAUGGCAGCACUGCAAGGGCAGUUCACCGGAAUUUCGUGGAUACACCUGUGGACUUUGGACAACAUUUCAUGCAAUUACGGUACAUGCAUAUAUGAAUACAAUCGCUCAACCUAUGGAUCCAUUAAAGCCAUUGCUUAGCAUUAAAGGAUGGGUUAGCAGUUAUUUUGGAUGCCUUCACUGUAGAAGGCAUUUCAUUCAUAUGACAACGAAUCUGUUUCCGAUGAAUUCACAAAGGGUCCGCCGAAGUAAAGAUAUGGUUUUUUAUUUAUGGCGAGCUCAUAAUAUAGUAAAUCGUCGAUUACAUGGCGAUUCAACAGAAGAUCCACAAUUUGAGAAACGCCAAUUUCCCCCAUCAUUCAUUUGCCCUCUUUGUUAUUCAGGUGGUCAGUUUAGUCGAAAGCGAGUUCGUAAUUUCCUUUUAAAAUAUUAUGGUACCAUAGUUCCACAUCGAAGUUAUAUAUCACUUGUGAUUCCUUAA